AUGGCUUCCAUUGUUUUCAACUGCUCAUUUUCUUUGUUGGCUUCUAUAUUUCUAAUUAAUCAUUGUUCAUGUUUCAAUCCCAUGUUCUUCAAUCUCUCGGCUUCUGUGAGCAGCUGGGCUCCUGCUAUUGCCACGUGGUAUGGAUCUCCAGAUGGUGCAGGAAGCGAUGGUGGUGCAUGUGGUUUCGGUGAUGCAGUAGAAAAACCCCCGUACAACAAAAUGAUUGCUGCGGGAAACCCUCCUCUAUUCAACUCAGGCAAAGGAUGUGGUGUUUGUUAUCAGGUUAGGUGUAACGGGAGCGCAGCAUGUACGGGUAAUCCCGUUACGGUCACGAUAACGGAUAGUUGCCCGGGUGGCCCGUGCGCAUCCGACCCCAUCCAUUUCGAUCUGAGCGGGACUGCUUUUGGGGCAUUGGCUAAGUCUGGUCAAGCUGAUCAACUUCGUAAUGCAGGAUCAAUUGAGAUUCAAUACAACCGGGUUCCGUGCAACUACAAAGGUUUCCAUGUGGCCUUCAAAGUGGACUCCGGCUCGACCCCAAACUACUUCGCUGUGGUUGUCGAAUAUAACUCAGGUGAUGGAGCCCUCGCUGGUGUCGACAUUCAGCAAUCGGGUUUGAACACAUGGCAGCCGAUGAAGCAAUCGUGGGGAGCCACGUGGCAGUUGAACGUCGGUUCACCGCUCAUAGCGCCCUUCUCAAUUCGACUAACUUCGGUCGGAUCCAAAAGACAGAUUGUGGCUCGUACGUGA
Molecule: messenger RNA, 747 nt
Organism: Asparagus officinalis (garden asparagus)
Lineage: Eukaryota; Viridiplantae; Streptophyta; Magnoliopsida; Asparagales; Asparagaceae
Product: expansin-B18-like
Exons: 4
Coding region: 1-747 (248 amino acids)
Biological process (GO): sexual reproduction
Cellular component (GO): extracellular region
Source: RefSeq, a predicted model, not a curated record